AUGUCGCUAGAUCAUGAGGAGUCCAUGAUAGAUAGGAUCUCGGUGGGUGCUGACGAGGGCAAAGAUUUGAAUCUAUCCAAUGAAGAGAAGGAGCUUCAAAAGCUUAUGGCUUCAAAACAGCAGAUGAUGAUGGACCAAAGCAAAAGCUACCUCGAGGAACUCUUUAAAGAAAACUCGACAAUCCCAGUCAAAUUACGCAAUGUCCAGGUGACAAACUCCCAAUACUUUAGAGACUCGUUUUUGCAAACUCAGCUUAGUCCGCUUCUCAGAGGGAACGUGAUGAGCUUAGCCGACUUUCUAAACAGUUUGGAACAAGUGCAUACUCUGUUUAUGAAACACGAUAUACUAGAGCAAUCUAUGAUAGGUUUACAUCAGCUCCCGAAAAAGAUGUGGAAUAAUAAAUCCCCGCUUACAAUCGAUAUGGUCCCUGUUUUCAACGUUGUUCCUCAGAAGCGCUUCUUUACAAAGACGGGAACAAAUAUUGGCAAUGGAGAAGGUGAUGGUUACAUCCAAUUCAGACUCAAGAAUAUCUUUGGUGGUGCUGAAACACUCGUCUUCGAUGCUGUCACUGGUACUAAAACACCAUCGUCAUAUCUUCUCAACUACUCGCAACCGGUUUUCAAUCGCGCUGACUAUCUUUGGGAUACCCUGGCAUUCAUAAACACGAGAAAGCUAGAAUGGAUUCAAAGUAGCGUUCAAACCAAGGGUAUAGUGACACGCAUCAAUACGCGAUAUGACUCGAACUUGAAUCUUGAUGUUGCUUGGGAGAACUCCUGGAGAGCACUCAGUAACCACGGGUCUCGUUCUCUCGAGGUUCUUACUCAGCUGAAGGACACUUUUAAAUCAUCAGUUACUAUGGGUGCCUCUUAUGACUCUCGAGACAAUAGAAUUGGUCCUACGAGAGGCAAUCUAGCAAGACUAGGCGUGGAAUACAGUGGCCUUUUCGGAUUCAACAAUGUGAAGUUCACCAAAUUCCAAUGGGAAGGACAACUGGCGCUAGGCCUAGGUCAAAAUCACUCACUCAUUUUUUCUAACAAGGCUGGUUUACUCCUCAACGGUGACAAACUGAAGACGAAUAUCCUCGAUCGUUUCCACAUUGGAGGCCCCAACGACGUUCGCUCCUUCUCACUUAACGGUCUCGGUCCAAAGGACCAAAAUUCAUCAGUGGGCGGAGAUUGCUUCUUCAACGGUGGCAUCUCUUUACUCAGCCAUAUACCCAAAACUCCAAAGGACACUAACUUCAAGAUCAUCAACUACAUAAACUUUGGUAAGUUGGCCUCGAUCAACUCUUCCAAUACCACCAAGGAUAUUGUCAAGCUCUUCUCGACUGGCUAUUCCCUUAGCGCUGGGUUUGGUAUACUCUACAACCAUCCGAUGGCCCGCUUUGAGCUAAACUUUGGAUUGCCCAUAUUUGCCCACGCGAACGACCAGGUCCGUAAAGGCAUCCAGUACGGUGUUGGCGUAUCAUUCUUGUAA
Molecule: messenger RNA, 1476 nt
Organism: Candidozyma duobushaemuli
Lineage: Eukaryota; Fungi; Ascomycota; Pichiomycetes; Serinales; Metschnikowiaceae
Gene: SAM50
Product: SAM complex subunit
Exons: 1
Coding region: 1-1476 (491 amino acids)
Biological process (GO): protein insertion into mitochondrial outer membrane
Cellular component (GO): SAM complex; outer membrane
Source: RefSeq, a predicted model, not a curated record